This is a messenger RNA of Adineta steineri, 474 nucleotides long. NCBI's taxonomy places the organism in Eukaryota, Metazoa, Rotifera, Eurotatoria, Adinetida, Adinetidae. The record is from the annotation of a GenBank genome assembly.
AUGCCACCUCAUCCAAUGGCAAUGGGAAAUAUUGGACCUCAUCCAUCAAAUCCUAAUUAUAAUCAAUAUAAAUUUGAAUCUGAUGAACAUGGUAAUAUGAGACGAGGAAAACGUGAUAAUACAAUAACAGCACCAAAUCUGAAUAAUAAUAAUAAUAAUAACCGACGAAACUUACCUCAACAAACAGAAACCAAUGGAAAAAAGAAAAUCAAUAAUCUACCAAAACCAACAAAUACAAAAACUUCUGAUCAUCAAAAUAUGGAUCAAUUAGUUCAAGAACGUAAACAACUAUUAGCACAAUUACAGGAAAUAUCUGUUCGUAAUGAUAAUGAUGAAGAACAACAACAACCAUCAACAUCAUCAUUAUCAUCGAAUGAUAAACAAUCAAUACUAAUAAAUCAAUCUAAUCAAACAAAACUUACGAAUUCUCAAGAUGAUGAAGGUGAAGAAGGUGAAAUAAGUGAAAGUGACUAA